CGAGAAAGAAGAACCAGUAGAGAGAUCCAGAACCUUCUUAAACCCUAAACCCCUCUGCUGGCUGGAGCAGGUCCUGCCAUUAAAUUUCAAGUCAUCGUUGUCGUCCUGCUUUCAACUUCCCUUCUUCAAUGGCGAAGCGUUUGAUUCCUUCCCUCAACCGCAUCCUCGUGGAGAAGAUCGUUCCACCUUCCAAGACCAGCGCUGGAAUCCUCCUUCCGGAAAAGACAACCAAGCUCAACUCUGGUAAAGUGGUGGCAGUGGGUCCUGGUUUACAUGAUAGCAAUGGCAAUCAUAUCCCUGUCUCUGUGAAGGAAGGAGACACGGUUCUACUGCCUGAAUAUGGUGGUACUGAAGUGAAACUUGGUGACAAAGAGUAUCAUGUUUACCGGGAUGAUGACGUACUUGGGACCAUUCAAGACUGACACAGUCGUUUGAUUUGAUGUUUUGGGAGUGGUUUAAAAGUUGAAUGUUAAGUCUUUCCUCGGAGCUACUAGUUGUAUGGUUGAGUUUUGAGUUUGGAAACGUUUGGGUUGGCAAUAAUUAGGGACUUGAAAAAACUCAAUAUUAUCUAAGAUGACUUCCAUUUUCAAACUGUCAUGGCUUGGCCCUUGGUAGAGAACUCAUUUCCGUGCGCAAUUACUGACGGGAACUUUAACUCAUGCAGUUUUAGCCGAGCCUGGGCCGAUGAUUACUGGGUAUCUUGUCCACCUUUGGCAUGGUUUGGACGGUAAAUCUACAUCUUGUGGGUAUAGUCGAAUGGAUACUCGGAUAAGCCAUCAAAGGUCGAAGCUGUUGGAGAGUCAUAGUCAUUGUUAGGAGAAGGUUCUGUGUCGUCCAGUGCAUGGUUAUCAAAAGGUCCCACAAGAGGAUGUAAAGAAAGACCCAUUGCACAUUCAUAUAUAAAACUAUAGGAGAUAAAGAAUCGCAAUGAAGUAAGCAAGGAAUGGUGAUAAUUAUCGAAUCCUAAGAAUUUACCAGUAAGAGUAGGGACUGGCGAGCAACUGUUCUAAUUUGAAAGGGGCAGGUUGAAAAGCCAUCAACGCGCGAGAGAACACAUAUUUUAAGAGAGUUAGUAUAGAUGCGAGUCGGCAGUAUCUGCAAUUCCUCUUUCCUUAUCCAGUGCAUCACCGAGCUAGUCUGUGAUCUCUCAUGAUGGCAGAAAAAAUGUGGAAGUUGGUAAUGGAAGUCGAUCUUGAUUGCCACCUGUGCUCGAAGAAAAUAAAGAGGACCAUCUGCAAGCUGCAAGAAAAGGUGAAGAUCUUGAGGAUAUCCUACGACCAGAAGAAUGGUAUCGUGACCAUCGCCGGCCGAUUCGAUCCAGAGAGGGUCUCUAAGAAGCUGAAAGACGAGGCCGGCAAGGUGAUCAAGUCCAUCAAAGUUGAAGAAGAGAAAGAAAAGAAGCCGAAAGAGAAGAAGGAAG
Messenger RNA from Zingiber officinale, 1420 nucleotides. Its product is annotated as 10 kDa chaperonin, mitochondrial-like. Lineage: Eukaryota; Viridiplantae; Streptophyta; Magnoliopsida; Zingiberales; Zingiberaceae. Gene Ontology annotation, molecular function: ATP binding; metal ion binding; protein-folding chaperone binding. The transcript has 7 exons. The coding region runs from base 129 to 422 and encodes 97 amino acids. Gene Ontology annotation, biological process: regulation of defense response to fungus. The record is from RefSeq and is a predicted model, not a curated record. Gene Ontology annotation, cellular component: mitochondrial matrix.